AUGUCUUCUCGUGUGGGCCUCCGCUUCCUCAACAACACUCGCUUUGCUUUCCGCAAUGCGUCCGGGCCAUUCCGCCGGCCGGGUGCCCAGGGCUUCCGCUUCUCGAGCUCCGAAGCCGGUGCCGCAGAGCAGCAGAGCACCUUCCAGCGCAUUUGGAACAGCCCUGUCGGUGUGAAGACUGUGCAUUUCUGGGCUCCCGUUAUGAAGUGGUGCCUCGUCAUCGCCGGUAUCUCCGACUUCGCCCGUCCCGCUGAGAAGCUCUCCCUCACCCAGAAUGCCGCCCUCAUGGGUACCGGUGCCAUCUGGACUCGCUGGUGCAUGAUCAUCAAGCCCCGCAACGUUCUGCUUGCCGCCGUCAACUUCUUCCUCGGAUGUGUUGGUGCUGUUCAGGUUACCCGUAUCUUCCUGUGGCAGCGCAGCCAAGACGGCUCUUCCGCUGAGGCCGCCAAGGAGCUCGAGCAGGAGGCCGUUGCCUCCGUCAAGGCUGUCGCCGACCAGGCUGAGGGUGCCGCUAAGAAGGUUGUCGACAAGGUUGAGAAGUCCACUUAA
This is a messenger RNA of Penicillium arizonense, 549 nucleotides long. Its product is annotated as mitochondrial pyruvate carrier family protein. Gene Ontology annotation, molecular function: pyruvate transmembrane transporter activity. Gene Ontology annotation, cellular component: mitochondrial inner membrane. The coding region runs from base 1 to 549 and encodes 182 amino acids. The transcript is spliced from 4 exons. Gene Ontology annotation, biological process: pyruvate import into mitochondria. The record is from RefSeq and is a predicted model, not a curated record. Lineage: Eukaryota; Fungi; Ascomycota; Eurotiomycetes; Eurotiales; Aspergillaceae.